AUGGCAGAAGCCAGAAUUUCGGUGGAUCAGGAUGAGUUCUUGUGUCCAGUGUGUCUGGAUCUCCUGAAGGAUCCAGUGACCAUCCAGUGUGGACACAGUUACUGUAAGAGCUGUAUUACAGACUGCUGGGAUCAGGAGGAUGAGAAGAGAGUCUACAGCUGCCCUCAGUGCAGACAGACCUUCAGGCCAAGACCUAUUUUAGGUAAAAACACCAUCUUGGCUGAAAUGGUGGAGAAACUGAAGAAGACUAAACUUCAAAGUGUGGUUCCUGCUGGAGCUGGAGAUGUUCAGUGUGACGUCUGUACUGGAAGAAAACACAAAGCUGUCAAGUCCUGUCUGGUGUGUCUGAACUCUUACUGUCAGAAUCACCUCGAACAACAUGAGAGUUUGUUUAAAGGAAAGAGACACAAUCUGACUGAAGCCACUGGACGACUGCAGGAGAUGAUCUGCCAGAAACAUGAGAAGCUCCUCGAGGUUUUCUGUCGCACUGAUCAGAAAUGUAUAUGUGUGCUGUGUACGAUGGAUGGACAUAAAAACCACGACACUGUAUCAGCUGCAGCACAGAGGACAGAGAAACAGAAGCAGCUGAAGGAGACGCAGAAGACGUUCCAGCAGAGAAUCCAGCAGAGAGAGAAAGAUCUCCAGCAGCUGAGAGAGGCUGUGGAGUCUCAGAAGCGCUCUGCACAGACAGCAGUGGAGGACAGCGAGAGGAUCUUUACUGAGCUCAUCCGCUCCAUCGAGAGAAGCCGCUCUGAGCUGAUACGGCUGAUCAGAGAUCAGGAAAAGCAAGCAGUGAGUCGAGCUGAAGGACGACUGGAGCGACUGGAGCAGGAGAUCAAUGAUCUGAGGAGGAGAGACGCUGAGCUGGAGCAGCUUUCACACACACAGGAUCACAUCCAGUUCCUGCAGAGUUUCCAGUCUCUCUCAGCUCCUCCUGAAUCUACAGACGUAAAUGAUGAUCUCUUCAGUUCUCUCGUCUCUUCUGAUGAUCUGAGAGAAUCUGUUCAUCAGCUGAGAGACAAACUGGAGGAUUUCUGCAAAGAGGAGCUCAAGAAGAUCUCAGACAGAGAAACAUUCACCAACAUUGUUCCCAGGACCAGGAACCACUUCCUACAAUAUUCCCAUCAGCUCACUCUGGAUCUGAACACAGUGAAUAAAUACCUCCGUCUGUCUGAGAGAAACAGAGUGGUUACUUACACUGACACAGAUCAGCCGUAUCCUCAUCAUCCAGACAGAUUUGAUGUGUAUCAUCAGGUGUUGUGUAGAGAUAGUGUGUGUGGACGCUGUUACUGGGAGCUGGAGUGGAGUGGGAAUAAUGUGUAUGUAUCAGUGUCAUAUAAGAGAAUCAGCAGGAAGGGAGGAGGUGAUGAGUGUUUGUUUGGAUAUAAUGAUCAGUCCUGGAGUUUGUUCUGCUCUCCCUCCAGAUGCUCAUUCAGUCACAAUAACAUACAGACUGUUCUCUCUGUGGAGUCCGUCAGCAGUAGAAUAGGAGUGUUUGUGGAUCACGGAGCAAGAACUCUGUCCUUCUACAGCGUCUCUGACACAAUGAGCCUCAUCCACACAGUCCAGACCACAUUCACUCAGCCGCUCUAUCCUGGGUUUGGGGUUGGUUAUCAAUCAUCAGUGAAACUGUGUUGAUGAAUCAGAAUAGACUGAUGAGAGAUUCUACCCAUAAUGCUUUGAGCUGCAUAAGAAGUCAGUAACAGUGAGAGGUUAUAGAGUCUCUUCUUUUCUCUUCAUAACAUUAAUACUGCAGCUGAACUUCUGUCAGUGAAAUAACAUGAAUCAGAAUAAAUGUAAUAAAUCCCCAUAUAGACAGUAAGAUCAGUCCUGCCGAGUGACGAUGUGUAUCUGUGUUUUUCUUAGCCUCUGUUUGUGUUGCCUGGCCAGUAGUCCCCACAAGGAAAAAAUAUUAAACAUAAAUGAUGUUUAUCUGAAAAAAUGCAAAAAUGUUUUCUGUGAGGGGUAGAUUUCGGUUUGUGCAACGGCUCCCAAUUCUGGUCGUAGAGAACCCCAAACACAUACAUUGUAGAUGUCUCCCUAAUCAAACACACCUGCUUUCACUCAUCUACUCAUCUGUUCAUCAUGUGUGUGUCAGAUACAGGGCCGGCCCUGGCAAUUUGCUGCCCUAGGCAAGAUUCUACCUGAUGCCCCUUGCCUCACUGCCCAUUCCACCAAUAAUCAUUGUGUUCAAACAUUCACACAGAAACUGCAUAGCUAGAUAUACAGGUGCAUGUCAAUAAAUUAGAAUGUUGUGGAAAAGUUCAAUUAUUUCAGUAAUUCAACUCAAAUUGUGAAACUCGUGUAUUAAAUAAAUUCAAUACACACAGACAGAAGUAGUUUAAGUCUUUGGUUCUUUUAAUUGUGAUGAUUUCGGCUCACAUUUAACAAAAACCCAACAAUUCACUAUCUCAACAAAUUAGAAUACUUCAGAAGACCAAUAAAAAAAAACAUUUUUAGUGAACUGUUGGCCUUCUGGAAAGUAUGUUCAUUUACUGUAUAUGUACUCAAUACUUGGUAGGGGCUCCUUUUGCUUUAAUUACUGCCUCAAUUCGGCGUGGCAUGGAGGUGAUCAGUUUGUGGCACUGCUGAGGUGGUAUGGAAGCCCAGAUUUCUUUGACAGUGGCCUUCAGCUCAUCUGCAUUUUUUGGUCUCUUGUUUCUAAUUUUCCUCUUGACAAUAGAUUCUCUAUGGGGUUCAGGUCUGGUGAGUUUGCUGGCCAGUCAAGCACACCAACACCAUGGUCAUUUAACCAACUUUUGGUGCUUUUGGCAGUGUGGGCAGGUGCCAAAUCCUGCUGGAAAAUGAAAUCAGCAUCUUUAAAAAGCUGGUCAGCAGAAGGAAGCAUGAAGUGCUCCAAAAUUUCUUGAUAAACGGGUGCAGUGACUUUGGUUUUCAAAAAACACAAUGGACCAACACCAGCAGAUGACAUUGCACCCCAAAUCAUCACAGACUGUGGAAACUUAACACUGGACUUCAAGCAACUUGGGCUAUGAGCUUCUCCACCCUUCCUCCAGACUCUAGGACCUUGGUUUCCAAAUGAAAUACAAAACUUGCUCUCAUCUGAAAAGAGGACUUUGGACCACUGGGCAACAGUCCAGUUCUUCUUCUCCUUAGCCCAGGUAAGACGCCUCUGACGUUGUCUGUGGUUCAGGAGUGGCUUAACAAGAGGAACACAACAACUGUAGCCAAAUUCCUCGACACGUCUGUGUGUGGUGGCUCUUGAUGCCUUGACCCCAGCCUCAGUCCAUUCCUUGUGAAUUUCACCCAAAUUCUUGAAUCUAUUUUGCUUGACAAUCCUCAUAAGGCUGCGGUUCUCUCGGUUGGUUGUGCAUCUUUUUCUUCCACACUUUUUCCUUCCACUCAACUUUCUGUUAACAUGCUUGGAUACAGCACUCUGUGAACAGCCAGCUUCUUUGGCAAUGAAUGUUUGUGGCUUUCCCUCCUUGUGAAGGGUGUCACCCAGGUGAAAAAGAAAUAUAUUUAAAUUGUGCUUUUUCAUAAACACUUAAUAUAUUUAUAUUAUACUAUAUUAAGUGCAUAUUAAAUGUAUUAUUUUGAAACAACUUUAAGUAUAUUAAGUGUAUUUCAAGAUAUGUUUAAGUUCAAUUUUAAUCUAUUUGUAAUAUAUUUAAUAUAUUGAAAUUGUGUUAAAUUGGAACCACUUUAAGUGUAUUUAGUGCAAUUUAAGUGUAUUUCUUAAAAUACAUUUAAAAUGUACUUUUAAUACUUCAUGAACUAAAGGUAGAAUAUAUUUGAAGCAUCGUUUUAAUGUGAUUCAGGUACAUUUCAAUUGUAUUUCAGCUCAUUAGAAAUGCAUUAGCAUUACACUACUAGUAUAUUAUAUUAUAUUUAUUGGUAUUAUAUUUUUCAGUAUAUACACACACGUACACUUUGAUAUCUAGAAAACUUUAAUGUAUUAUAUAUUACAUUACAAAUAUUCAUAAAGUACAUUAAAAAAGUAUAGCAGCAUAUAUACUUUAGUGAAAAACAAAAAACAUACUAUUAAAUGUAUUAAAAAUGUACUUGAAAUACAAGUAUGUUUAUAGUAUAUUUGUAUUACUACAAACAUACACAAGUACAUUUUAAAACAUUAUACAAAAAACAUUAUAAUAAAUGAAAAAAAAAAAAGACAAAUGCUAUGGAAAAGCUAUCUUAUCCGUUUGUAGAACAUUUCAGUUAUACCUGUAUUACUGAAAAGUAAAGAAUUCUACAUCAAUGAAUAAAUAAAAAUUACAAUGCAAUUUUCUGAAGAAAAAAAAAACAAAAAUUUACAGAAAAACAAAGUGCAGAAGUGAAUGUGUGUGCAAAGACUGAAGAUGAUAAAGUUCAAGCAACAGAAUAGGGAGGGAUGGAGGGGUUUUGGAGGUGGAUGAGGAGGUGGUGUAGGGAUGGUGAGAGGCAAAGGUGCGGGAUGAUGGCAGGAUGUGGUGAAGGGAUGGUGAUGGGAGGAUGACGAUGAUGCCCUGGCGGCUUAGAUGGAGUUUGGCACAUGGCACAGACCCAGAGCAUCCCAGUGCUGACAACACACGGCGGAGUCGAGGGAGCGAGGAGCCAAGAUGUAGAUGGUGUGGCUGACGACAUCUGGGGGCCGACCGAUGGAGACAGAGCUGGUGGAUCUGAAGCCGGAUAUUAAGGGCCGAUGGAGCUGAGCGUCGUCGCAGGUUCCGGAGACCUGGGCACAGCCUAGUCGUCCUGGCAUACAAUAUUUUGCACAAGUGCCUUGCAGCUUUAGAAAAAAACAAAACAGAAACAAAAUUAGAUAACGGAUUUUUACAUGAAUGACUGAAAGGAAGCACAAAUUAGCCACCUGGAAUGGACACAUUGCUAACAUUUUUCUUCCAAGAUUGACCAAAUCACCCUCCAUUAGGCCUGAUUCAAAAAUCUCUAUAACAGAGGUGAUACGAUAUUAAAAUAUACUUACUAUUCCUUUGCAUGUCUCUGCACUCAGAUUUCAGUUUGUCUUCUAUAGCAGCUGAUCUAAUAAAACAACAAAUGUUAAUAUUUCUUACACGCACACACACAAAAAAGGCAAAUGAUGAUUGAUGAUUUGUUUUCUAUUUAAGAAUGACAGAACAAUGUACCUGGUCGGAAAUAUAGUCAAAAACCUUCCCAGCCUCAGCAGUUUCAGAUGUACUGUAUGCUUUUAUAAGCAAACCUUCUUACAAUUUAAUCUUUGUUCUUAUCUGUAAUGAGAAAUAUAUAUUAGAAAAUAAUGUUGAUAAGGUUGACAAGCUUGAAAAAAUAUAGACACCAAUCAACCAACACUACCACAGUUGGGUGAUCAGCUCAAGACAAAGUAACUGUAUGUUCAUAACCAUGGUUUUUCAAAGAUCAUUAACCUCAUUACAAUGAAGCCAAAUUGUUCAGGAAAUCAGAAAUAAAUACACUUCAUGUUGCAAAUAAAAACUGUUAAUGUUGUACAUGUUAUAAUGACUCAUUUUAUUUAUUUAUUUAUUUUUUUUCUGCCAAUGCAUGUGUCAAAAACACUACUG
This is a messenger RNA of Onychostoma macrolepis, 5495 nucleotides long. Its product is annotated as tripartite motif-containing protein 16-like. Bases 1 to 1638 code for a protein of 545 amino acids. The transcript is spliced from 6 exons. Gene Ontology annotation, molecular function: protein binding; zinc ion binding. The record is from RefSeq and is a predicted model, not a curated record. Lineage: Eukaryota; Metazoa; Chordata; Actinopteri; Cypriniformes; Cyprinidae.